Molecule: messenger RNA, 462 nt
Organism: Cutaneotrichosporon cavernicola
Lineage: Eukaryota; Fungi; Basidiomycota; Tremellomycetes; Trichosporonales; Trichosporonaceae
Exons: 2
Coding region: 1-462 (153 amino acids)
Source: RefSeq, a predicted model, not a curated record
AUGUCCUAUCCCCAAUUAAUGUCCCGGCAUACACGACAUUGCCCGAUCUCAUACGCCAUCGUCCAAGGAGCCGCAGAGGAGGCGUUUGGCCUCCCCAACCCAGUCUUCCAUCUCCAGUCCGAAUGGACGCGUGACUAUCCAGUUACCCGACAGGAGCUCGACCCAGAUAUGGACAAGGCCGCGUGGGAUGCGGUGAAGGUGAAGCUCGUGGCCGGGGACGGGUUGGUCGUGUGGUACCACGGCGUCGAGUGGCCAGGGCCGUUGCAGCUGAGCUGGAUGCGCACGCAGGAGCGGAUGAAACGAGCGGGUCGGCGGGCGAGACAAGGAGUCGCAGAUUGGGCAGCGUGUGUGUGGAGCCUUGUUGUGUUGUUUUGGCUCUGGCUCGUGGGGUUGCUGGGGCGGAGGAGGGAUCGGAUAGAGUACGAGCCCAUGGAUAAGGUUGAGCAGGGUUGGGCGAAGUAG